AUGGGUACAUCUUCUAUUAAGCUGCCCAUUCACGAACAUCCUUUGAUCUCAACAUCUCGGUUUCUCGGCUCGUGUGACGGCUGCAGUACGAACCAUGGUGGUUGUUACUAUGGAGGCUAUCGCUGCAACGUUUCUGACUGCGAGGGUGCUUUCUUUCACAAGGAAUGCGCCGAAUCACCACUUGAAAUCAACCAUCCUUCUCACCGGUCGGACCAUCCUCUCCGGCUCACAAAGAAUCCCCCAAGAAGUAUAUGUGAUUUGUGCGGCAACAAUAUCUUUGUUGAUGUGACGUAUCUCUAUCAUUGUUCCAAAUGCGACUUCAACGUUGAUACGUCAUGUGCAAGGAAACCACCACUUCCCCUUGUUGUUGAACUGAAUCUCCAAGAACUUCCAUUUUUCCUUUUAAAGGAAACAGAAAGCGAAGAUAGUUGCGGAGUAUGUAAGCAAAGAGUUUCUGGUACAUAUCAUUUUGGACGUCCUUCAUGUGAUGAGUACGUUCACGUGGAGUGUAUCAAUGUUAAAAUGAAGGUAAAUCUUCCUUUUCACCCUAGUCACCCUCUUGAGUUCAUCAUCAUAUCCGAAUCCCUCUCCGAUGAUGCUGAGAAGGCAUGUGUUUUGUGCGGAGUGAGACCGGAAUUUGUCUUGUAUUAUUGCUCGAUAUGCGGCUUCAGCAUAUGCCUAGAUUGUGUGAAAAUCCCACCACCUCUUGUUAUCAAGCAUUCCAAGACCCAUGAGCAUCAUCUUACUCUCUUAUCAAGACGGAUCUCAUUUACUUGUAAUGUUUGUGGGAUGCAUGAAGACGAAGGAAGCUGUUAUUUAUGUCUUCCAUGUGGUUUCAUGGUCCAUCGAAGUUGUAUUGAUCUACCGCAGGUCAUAAUCAUCAACCGUCAUGAUCAUCGCAUUUCUCGCACUAAUCAUCUUGGUCCAGGGUAUUCAAAUUGUGGAGUUUGUCGUCUACCCUUAAAUCAGUUUUAUGGGCUUAUUCUUGCUCCAUUUGUCCCAAAUAUGCUGUUCAUUCACAAUGCGCAACAAGCUACAAAGUAUGGGAUGGGAUAG
Messenger RNA from Eutrema salsugineum, 1056 nucleotides. RefSeq lists its product as uncharacterized. Lineage: Eukaryota; Viridiplantae; Streptophyta; Magnoliopsida; Brassicales; Brassicaceae. The record is from RefSeq and is a predicted model, not a curated record.